AUGGUCACACCAGGCAGAUUAGGACGUCUGGGCGCUCGAGAGCGCACCCGAAAGCUGGGUGGGGGCGAGACUCAGAUUGGAAGUCAGGGUCAUAAUCGCUCUUCCCAUUUUCUGGCAGUCCGGGAAGUGUUCCUAAGUGGGAAGGGCUUGGUGAUCUACCCGAAGAUUGGAGACAAGCUGGACAUCAUCUGCCCCCGAGCAGAAGCAGGGCGGCCCUACGAGUACUACAAGCUGUACCUGGUGCGGCCAGAGCAGGCAGCGGCUUGCAGCACUGUGCUUGAUCCCAAUGUACUGGUCACUUGCAACAAGCCACAGCAGGAAAUCCGCUUUACCAUUAAGUUCCAGGAGUUCAGCCCCAACUACAUGGGCCUGGAGUUCAAAAAGUAUCACGAUUACUACAUUACGUCAACAUCCAAUGGGAGCCUGGAAGGGCUGGAGAACCGGGAGGGAGGUGUGUGCCGUACACGCACUAUGAAGAUUGUUAUGAAGGUUGGGCAAGAUCCAAAUGCUGUGACUCCUGAGCAGCUGACUACCAGCCGGCCAAGCAAGGAGUCAGACAACACUGUCAAGACAGCCACACAGGCCCCUGGUCGGGGAUCCCCGGGUGACUCUGAUGGCAAGCAUGAGACUGUGAACCAGGAAGAGAAGAGUGGCCCAGGUGCAAGUGGUGGUGGCAGCGGGGACUCCGACAGCUUCUUUAACUCCAAGGUAGCAUUGUUCGCAGCUGUGGGUGCUGGCUGUGUCAUCUUCCUGCUCAUCAUCAUCUUCCUGACAGUCCUACUACUCAAGCUACGCAAGCGACAUCGCAAGCAUACUCAGCAGCGGGCGGCCGCCCUCUCGCUCAGUACCCUAGCCAGCCCCAAAGGGGGUAGUGGUACAGCAGGCACUGAGCCCAGCGACAUCAUCAUCCCCUUACGGACUACAGAGAACAACUACUGCCCCCACUAUGAGAAGGUGAGUGGGGACUACGGGCAUCCUGUCUACAUCGUCCAGGAGAUGCCACCUCAGAGCCCGGCGAACAUCUACUACAAGGUCUGAAGGUCUGACAUGGCCUCAGGCUCCACAGGACACAUGGCCUGGACUGGCCUCUCUUUUCUCCCCCACACCCCUCCCCUUGCCAGCUGUGCCCACCUUUGUAUUUAGUUUUGUAGUUUCUUGGCUUUUAUAAUCCCCCAUUUUUCCUGCCCCCUGGGCUUCGGAGGGGGGUGCUUGUACCCCCAAUCCCCAUGCUCUUGUGCCUUCCCCCUCUGGCCAGGCCUCUGGGCUCUGUGGGGGCGCCCUUUCUUGGAGGGCAGGGUUGGACACUGAUGGACUGCAGGCAGGGAGACCGCCCCCUGGCCCUGCCCCCUCCUCAUCCCCUUUACCCAUUCCCAGGACUGCUUGUCCACUCUCAUCACUGUUUUUAAUGCUUUUGUGUUCAUUUUUUAG
Cricetulus griseus (Chinese hamster) is the source of this 1428-nucleotide messenger RNA. The record is from RefSeq and is a predicted model, not a curated record. Lineage: Eukaryota; Metazoa; Chordata; Mammalia; Rodentia; Cricetidae.